AUGCGGGCGUCCAUGACAUACGCAUUUGGGAGGCUUAGUGGUCUAGGCAAUCUGACAUGGCACGAGUCGGAUAUUGGAGGUGGGCUGAUGGUUGGAAACCCUUCCAUUUCCAUCAAGGUAUCAUCCUACAUGUGCUCGCUCCGCAGGCGCAAGGUGCAAGCGGGCGAGGUUGCAAACAGUGCCCGGGCUAUUACCUCGGAAAUAUUGCUAAAACUGUAUCAUUACAACCACCUCCCUGAAAAUUGGACCAUUCGUGCCUACCAGCCUGGCGAGCGCGUGCGUGGUGGCUCUGGUAAUGACCUGAGUCGAUGGGGUGGUGGGCGUGUACGGCGGCUUCUGUCAGCUGCCUAUACUGUGGCAUUCAUAUGCAUGCUUCGUUUUGACGAGGUUCUGAAGAUACAGGUACACGAUCUUCGCGUGCACGAUACCCAGAUAGUGCUACACCUUCCCUUCCGCAAAACUCAUCAAAAUGGCGUGAGAGCACUUGCUGCCUGGCUGAAGGAGUCGAAAGUCACGUCGGGCUACCUCUUUCGAAAGAUUGCUUCAGGUGACCGAAUCUCAGAGGCCAAUAGUCCCAUGUCCUCUGAGCAGUUCCUGGAGCUUUUUCGGAACAACCUCCUCGAUGUUGACAUCGACCCUACUCCAUAUGGCACACAUUCGUUCCGGAGGGGGGGGCGUUGGUCACUGCGGAGAAUCUGCGAGUGGGGAGGGUGGAGUGUGGAAUUUACGAACAUGACAAUCGUGAAGUAUCUCAUUUCUUCGAAUGAUGAUCCCACUGAGCCAAGGGAGCAAUUCCUGAACCCUAACAGACGGCCGAUGGUGAAGUGCUCUCAGUGCGGGAGAUGCUGUUCCUGUGGCUAA
Suillus subalutaceus is the source of this 861-nucleotide messenger RNA. RefSeq names its product DNA breaking-rejoining enzyme. Gene Ontology annotation, molecular function: DNA binding. The record is from RefSeq and is a predicted model, not a curated record. Gene Ontology annotation, biological process: DNA integration; DNA recombination. The coding region runs from base 1 to 861 and encodes 286 amino acids. Lineage: Eukaryota; Fungi; Basidiomycota; Agaricomycetes; Boletales; Suillaceae. The transcript is spliced from 6 exons.